Entrophospora candida is the source of this 2163-nucleotide messenger RNA. Lineage: Eukaryota; Fungi; Glomeromycota; Glomeromycetes; Entrophosporales; Entrophosporaceae. The record is from the annotation of a GenBank genome assembly.
AUGCAAGAUGAUAAUACGACAUGUCAAUAUCUUUGUCCAAAAACAAUUUCUGGCGCAGACGCCAAAUUCAUUAACGAACGUAUUCGUGAAAAUUAUGCGAUUAAUUGGCUAAUUGAUGGACUUCCAGCUGCCAGUAAAAAAAUAGAUUUAAAAACAUCCACAUCUUUCUAUAGUAUUGGAUUCGAAUUAGGUGAUCCAUCAACAACUCCUACUCCUUCAUUUAACAAUCAUUACGAAAUUCACAUUCAAUAUCAUGAACAAGAUAAUUCAGGAAAAUACAGAGUGGUUGAAGCAAGAACAUGUCAAGUUGAUGAUCAAAGUGUUUUAGCUUUAGAUGAACAAAAAGAUAAUUCUGUGCAUUUCACUUAUAGAGUUACAUGGGAUCUUUCUGAAACUGCAUGGGCAACUCGUUGGGAUAAUUAUUUACACACUUUUGAUCCAAGAAUUCAUUGGUUCAGUUUGGUUAAUUCAGUAGUAAUUGUCUUAUUCUUGACCGGUAUGGUCGCUAUGAUAUUACUUCGUGCCUUACACAAAGAUAUUUCCAGAUACAACCAACUCGAAGCACAGGAAGAUGUUCAAGAAGACUUUGGCUGGAAAUUGGUUCAUGGUGAUGUUUUCCGUCCACCUUCCAACAUGAUGUUAUUAUCAGUUCUUUUGGGUAGUGGCGCUCAAUUAUAUUUCAUGACAGCAGUCACUCUUGUUUUUGCUGUUCUAGGUUUUCUUUCGCCAUCAAAUCGUGGUUCUCUUGCCACAGUAAUGCUUAUAUUCUAUAUGCUCUUUGGAUUUGUGGCUGGUUUUGUCUCAGCUCGUAUAUACAAGAUGUUUGGUGGAGAAUCGUGGAAAAAGAAUGUCUUUUUCACAGCAUUUUUAUUCCCUGGUGUCAUAUUUUCUAUAUUACUUUUACUAAACUUUUUCCUUGUGUACGCUAAAUCAUCCGGUGCAGUACCAGCAACUACGUUAUUGGCAAUUAUAGGAUUAUGGUUCAUAAUUUCUGUUCCUUUAUGUUUCACAGGCUCCUUUAUUGGUUUUAGAAAACCCAGAAUUGAACAUCCAGUACGUACCAACCAGAUCCCAAGACAAAUUCCAGAUCAAGUCUUUUACCUAAGACCAAUUCCUUCCAUGUUAAUGGGCGGUGUACUUCCAUUUGGUGCAAUAUUCAUAGAAUUAUAUUUCAUAAUGAAUAGUAUAUGGGGUAGUAAAGUCUAUUAUUUAUUUGGAUUUGCAGCCUUGGUAUUUAUAAUUCUUACAAUUACGUGUUCAGAAGUUACCAUCCUUCUUUGCUAUUUCCAUUUAUGUGCAGAGGAUUAUCAUUGGUCAUGGAGAGCAUUCUUUACAUCAGGAGCUUCUGGAUUUUAUAUUUUCCUUUAUUCAAUUAUGUAUUAUGCAACCAGAUUACAAAUUUCAUCUUUGACCAAUACAGUAAUAUACUUUGGGUGGACAGGUGCCAUAAGUUUAAUGUUCCUUGUUUUGACAGAUAAUGAUAUAAGCUCUUUAAUUAUUGAUAUUCGUGAAUAUCAAGAAUCACUAAUUGAUGAAAUCAUUAAUGGUUUAAAUAAACCUGAAAAUGUCAUAAAAAACAUUCCUACCUUUUUGUUGAACGAGGCAGAUUGUAUUGUUGGUCACAUUAAUAUUAAAGAUAAUGGUUUGGUCAUUGGACUUGGGUCAGGUUCAUUAUUGGAAGAUUCUACUAAAGAUGGAAUGGACUUUAUCAAAAAAGGAGAAGAAAAAGAAAUUAUAAUAAAUUUGAAAGAAGACGAAUUGAUUCAUGUUGAAUAUUCAUAUAAAUAUGAUAAAAAAAAAUUCUGGAUCAACUUUUUCAUAGAUCAUGAUGGUGAUGAUGGUUCGUCGCGAGAAUCUAUAUCAACGUUAGAUGAAUGGAAAGAAUUAUGGAAAUCAUGGGACACAAUAACAAUGAGUCAUGUUCCAGCAUUUCUGGGUCAUAAUGACGAUGAAUAUAAAGAUGAUGAUGAGCAAUAUGAUUCGAGUAAAGAAUUUGGGUGGGAUAACGAGUCACCUAGGAAAGAAGUUAUUAUGUUGAGUCAAAGACAAGCAUAUAAACACGCAGAAUGGAAAGGGAUGAGAUCGCCAGCAGCAGAAGAAUUAAGCGCAUUAUACGCAUUACAUAAAUCAUCACCACCCAUUAAUAUCAAACGUAGGAUUUAA